Molecule: messenger RNA, 1599 nt
Organism: Arabis nemorensis
Lineage: Eukaryota; Viridiplantae; Streptophyta; Magnoliopsida; Brassicales; Brassicaceae
Source: the annotation of a GenBank genome assembly
AUGGCUCUUCUAACUUUCCACCAACAUUCGCUAGUCUCCAUUUCUUCAUCUUCCACACUUUCAAAAUCCUUUCUUUUUCACCAAAAUCCCCUUCCUCGUAAACUUUCUUGUCGCCGGAGUUUUCCCAACUGUCUUUCGCCGCCGACGCUAUUCACCACAGAUUAUCAGAAACCCAUUUCGCGGAAUGUCUCUCAUUACUCACCUUUAGCUGUUAGAUGCAGAGGCCAUAACGAAUCUCGUUCUUCUGAGUUCACCGGAGAUGAAAAGACCGAAACUUUACAGAAAAUGGAGGAUUUAGAGAUUACCCACGAAGCUAAAAAGGGAAAGAGUUUCUGGGCUGCCGUUAGUUUGAUCAUCGGAACCGCCGUUGGUCCCGGAAUGCUCGGUCUCCCAGCUGCAACUAUCAGAUCUGGUUCGAUACCAUCGACCAUUGCUCUACUUUGUUCUUGGGUUUACGUAAUCUCAUCUAUUCUUCUAGUGGCUGAGCUUAGCUUUGCAGCUAUGGAAGAAGACAAUGCAGCAGAGGUUAGCUUCACAGGGCUUGCAACGAAGUCAUUUGGGAACCAAUUUGGAGUUUUUGUAGCUUUUGUCUAUGCUUCAUUGAGUUUCUCUUUGAUGGUUGCUUGUGUCUCUGGUAUUGGCUCCAUUGUGUCUCAAUGGUUUCCUUUAAUGAAUCCAUUCUUGGCCAAUGCUUUAUUCCCUCUAGUUUCCGGAAUCUUGAUCGGGUUUUUCCCUUUCAAUGCCAUUGAUAUCACAAAUAGGUGUCUCUGUUUCCUCAUGCUCUUCUCUAUAACUUCACUUGUGGCAAUAGGUUUGUCUGUGGCUAGGUCCAAUGUGUUAGCCUCAUUUGGUCAGUCGUGUUGGAAAGUAUCGACGGUUUUACCUGCGGUUCCUGUUAUGGUACUGACACUGGGGUUUCAUGUUAUCACUCCUUUCAUAUGCAAUCUCGCAGGGGAUUCGGUUUCAGAUGCUCGGAGAGCUAUUCUUGUAGGCGGUGUUGUGCCAUUGGUUAUGGUGUGUUCAUGGAAUCUCAUUGUUUUGGGGCUUGCAAGAAUCAAUGUUCCUGUAUCUUCUUCACCCAUUGACCCAAUCUCUCUUCUUCUAUCUGUAAACCCUUCUGCUUUAUCUGCUGUUCAAGGCUUUGCUUUCUCAGCCUUAGCCACUAGUUUAAUCGGAUACGCUGUUAGCUUCCCGAAACAACUCCUUGAUACAUGGAAGCUUGUGUCUAACCAAUCAAAUGGAAAUGGAAAUGGUAGAACUGGGUCGGUAAGUUUCUCAUCGAAAGCAGGUAAUAAGAGAACUGAUGGGAGAGUUUCAUACAGUGAACCAGCAAGAGCUCAUGAUGGAUUUGAAGCAGUAGUGAUGCUGUUUGUGCUUGGAGUUCCAGCUCUAAUUGCAACAUUCUUUCCCUCAACGUUUUCGAAAGCUCUGGAUUUUGCUGGUGUUUACGCAAACUGCUUCCUCUUCGGCAUCCUCCCUCCUGCAAUGGCUUAUAUUCAACAGUCUAGAAAGAAGCUCAGGUCAUGGGUUCUUCCCGGAGGCAACUUUACCUUGUUGAUCUUGUUCGUAAUCGCCAUUAUUCUGGGAAUAUGGCAUUAG